AUGCUGGCUCAACAGUACCACUUCUUCGUGCCAUCCGCUGACAGUAAGGUCAGUAUGUUGGAAUUUUCUUUGCCCAUGUUCCGCAUGUAUGGAGAACUCUAUGUGGACACAAUUUUAGAGCAGAUUGGUGUUGCAAGGAAGAGAGGCAAGGAUACCCAAGCUGUAGCACAUACAGAAACCUUGAUUAAAACAGUGAACGCGUUCAAAGAGCAUUUCAAAUCCGCUUUUGAAAAAAUCGCCAAACUUCAUGGCAGGCCACACGUUAUGCCACCCGAUAAAUAUCCCGACUGCGCAGUUUUACCAGGCCACAAUGUCGAAAUGUGUACUUGCAUUUUAGCAAUCGGACCAAACAAAUUCACCUCGGAUGAAGUCACAAAUGGCCCAGGCAAAGACUCAAAAAACUUUUGUGUUGGGAUUUUCUAUGACCGUGUGAACCCAUGUGAAGAUGCCGAGCGAGGUUAUGUGGCCAAAUACGCUCGAAAACACCUGACAGCCAUUACAACCUACUGGAAGAAACAAGUUGGAGAUGCAGUAGAUAGUUGGGUAGAGACUGCUAAAGCGCUGGAACCACUCAAGGCGAACGUUAAGAGGUGA
Molecule: messenger RNA, 594 nt
Organism: Porites evermanni
Lineage: Eukaryota; Metazoa; Cnidaria; Anthozoa; Scleractinia; Poritidae
Source: the annotation of a GenBank genome assembly